AUGGCAUUUGACUUUAAUAACCUUGGCGUUUGACAGUAUUUGUUUGUCAUUGCGGAUUUCAUUUUCCUUUUAAAUUAUUUUUGACACCGAGAAAUGCAUUCGCUUUUUAGGAAAACAAUUCUAGGCUUAUCGCCUCAAACGUAUUUAAAAAACGGAACCGCAUUACUACAUACGAGCAACAAUAAUAGUGCAAAAUGGUUUCCCGAUGAGGAUUAUUUCCAACAGUUUAAAGGGCCCGUAAUGUAUCCAGAUGAAGUCACAAAAAACUGGGCUAUGCAGCCGUGGAGUGGUAAGAAAGCACCUACAGAAAAGGCAGUAAAAAAUAUAACGAUUAACUUUGGGCCUCAGCACCCAGCUGCUCACGGUGUAUUACGUUUAGUAUUGGAACUUGAUGGUGAGGUUGUGAGGCGUUCAGACCCUCAUAUCGGCUUACUACACAGAGGCACAGAAAAAUUAAUCGAGUAUAAAACAUAUACACAGGCCUUACCUUAUUUUGAUCGUUUAGAUUAUGUAUCCAUGAUGUGUAAUGAACAAUGCUACAGUUUAGCCAUUGAAAAACUGUUAAAUAUUGAUGUGCCAUUAAGGGCUAAGUAUAUAAGAGUUCUUUUUGGUGAAAUUACGAGAAUUUUAAACCAUAUUAUGGGUAUUUGUACUCAUGCCCUUGAUAUUGGUGCACUCACACCUUUCUUCUGGCUUUUCGAGGAACGAGAAAAACUAAUGGAGUUUUAUGAAAGAGUUUCUGGUGCUCGUAUGCAUGCAGCCUAUGUCCGGCCUGGUGGAGUAGCCCUUGAUCUGCCGUUGGGCUUGCUGGAUGAUAUUUAUGAAUUUGCCAAUAAAUUUAAUGAAAGGUUAGAUGAAGUAGAGGAUCUUUUGACAAAUAACAGAUUAUGGAUUCAGAGGACUGAAGAUAUUGGUGUUGUGUCUGCAGAGGAUGCUCUGAAUUAUGGAUUUAGUGGUGUCAUGUUACGUGGAUCGGGUAUAAAAUGGGACUUGCGAAAAUCCCAACCUUACGAUGCCUAUGAUCUGGUUGAAUUUGAUAUUCCUAUUGGUACCAAGGGUGACUGUUACGACCGGUAUUUAUGUCGUGUAGAAGAAAUGAGACAAUCGCUGAGAAUUAUCCAUCAGUGCUUGAACCAAAUGCCAGCAGGCGAAAUCAAAACGGAUGAUGCGAAAUUGACACCACCCAGCAGAGCAGAAAUGAAGACAUCUAUGGAAGCGCUUAUUCACCAUUUCAAGUUGUUCACUCAAGGUUACCAAGUUCCUCCUGGUUCCACAUACACUGCAAUAGAAGCUCCCAAGGGUGAAUUUGGUGUUUAUUUAGUUUCUGAUGGAAGCUCGAAACCUUACAGGUGCAAGAUCAAGGCUCCAGGAUUCGCCCAUUUGGCUGCUUUGGAUAAAAUUGGCAAGAAUCACAUGCUUGCCGAUAUUGUAGCUAUUAUUGGUACACUCGAUAUUGUGUUCGGCGAAGUUGAUCGAUAAAUCGAUACACUUAGAUUAUUGUUAUUACGAAUUAAAGAAACGAACACGUUUUGUUGGAUUUUGUCAGAUUUCCGGUGACAUGUUUAAUUAUUUUUAUUUGUUGAAAAAUAUAGGCAAUUCUAAAAAUAUAUCUUAAGGAAGAUUCACAGCAAAGCGUGUAUUAUAAGUAUUUAUAAAUAAAAAAACACUGAAGUAAAAUACAAGGUAUUAAAAAUA
This is a messenger RNA of Sitophilus oryzae (rice weevil), 1695 nucleotides long. RefSeq names its product NADH-ubiquinone oxidoreductase 49 kDa subunit (gene ND-49). The transcript has 8 exons. Gene Ontology annotation, biological process: mitochondrial electron transport, NADH to ubiquinone. The record is from RefSeq and is a predicted model, not a curated record. Gene Ontology annotation, molecular function: quinone binding; NADH dehydrogenase (ubiquinone) activity; NAD binding. Lineage: Eukaryota; Metazoa; Arthropoda; Insecta; Coleoptera; Curculionidae. The coding region runs from base 94 to 1479 and encodes 461 amino acids.